Molecule: messenger RNA, 1054 nt
Organism: Poecilia latipinna (sailfin molly)
Lineage: Eukaryota; Metazoa; Chordata; Actinopteri; Cyprinodontiformes; Poeciliidae
Product: cysteine-rich and transmembrane domain-containing protein 1
Exons: 4
Coding region: 313-717 (134 amino acids)
Cellular component (GO): extracellular exosome
Source: RefSeq, a predicted model, not a curated record
GCCCUUCUAAAUUACGUCACGUCCAGCUACUGCUGUACUCACUGGGCUUCAGAAGGGGGUCGCUCAUUGCGGUAAAAUAGUAAAGAAAACAACACCGCAGAGUGAGUUUGCUGCUAAGCUAACAUCACUGCGUUCAUAGAAAUAUCGGAGCCGUUUUGUUUCAAGAGCAAAGUAAGGGAGGCGACAUCAGAGCGGAGGCCAGCAGAAGGGACAAUGACUCAGGGUGUUCUCGCGUGAGGAGAAAUUAGAGCCUGCUGAGAAAAGAAAACGUCUGUUGGAGGAAAAACCAGAGCGUGACUCUUCAGCCCAGAGAUGAAUUUUGAGCAGCCGCCUCCAUACCCAGGCAGUGGACCUUCUGCUCCAGGCUACCCAGGGCAGGGCCCACCUCCUCAGGGCUACCCACCCCAAGGUUAUCCUCCACAGGGAUACCCAGUGAACAUGGACCAGCCUAACCCGGCCUACCCUAACUACCCCGCUGGUCCAGGGGGUCCUGGAGGUCCCUAUCCUGGCCCAGAUCAGCCCCCGUUCCAGGGGUAUCCAGGCCAGCCACAGUAUGCCUGGCAGGGUGGACCCCCUCCUGGACCCAUGUAUGGGGAAGCCCCAAAAAACACAGUGUAUGUGGUGGAGGAGAGGAGAAGGGACGACACGGCGGACACCUGCCUGACGGCCUGCUGGACGGCGCUGUGCUGCUGCUGUCUCUGGGACAUGCUGACAUAACGUCCUUCUUCAUUUUGUUCAGCUUUAUUAGUCUCCUGUAAGCUGAAAACCUCAUCAACCUUCCCCCUUUCUUCUUCUUCUUCUGCCUUAAAACCUGGCUCCGUCUCACCUCUGCCCCCACUCACCUCAUCGUCUCUACUAUUUCUCAAUAAACAAAAGCUCCAGUCUCAUAGGGAAGUCUUUCCGCUCAAUGUGAAGUCCUCAGCUCUGGUAGACUUGUCCACAAGUUGUCUUGUAGUGGUCUGUAACGGAGCUUAACACCAACAUGAAUCUGAGGCUCUUUUUUUUUUUUUUUUUUAAAUUGCACACCUACACACAACCUUCACACACACGCAUU